Molecule: messenger RNA, 4140 nt
Organism: Epinephelus lanceolatus (giant grouper)
Lineage: Eukaryota; Metazoa; Chordata; Actinopteri; Perciformes; Serranidae
Product: phosphatidate phosphatase LPIN2-like
Biological process (GO): fatty acid catabolic process; positive regulation of transcription by RNA polymerase II; cellular response to insulin stimulus
Cellular component (GO): nucleus; endoplasmic reticulum membrane; cytosol
Molecular function (GO): phosphatidate phosphatase activity; transcription coactivator activity
Source: RefSeq, a predicted model, not a curated record
CUCACACACACAGACCGGUGGAGGAAGAGCUGACGGAAGGUGUGACUCCCUGCGGCUGAGCCUCUACUCCAGCAGGUGGACACCAUGAACUACGUGGGGCAGCUGGCGGGCCAGGUGCUGGUGACAGUAAAGGAGCUGUAUAAGGGGCUCAAUCAGGCCACUCUGUCGGGCUGCAUCGACGUGAUUGUGGUCCGACAGCCUGAUGGGACGUUCCAGUGCUCCCCUUUCCACGUCCGCUUUGGAAAACUGGGGGUGCUUCGCUCCAGGGAGAAAGUAAUUGACAUAGAAAUCAAUGGGGAGCCUGUGGAGCUGCACAUGAAGCUUGGAGACAAUGGAGAGGCCUUUUUUGUGCAGGAGACGGAGAAGCACAAUGAGAUUGUCCCAGCCCACCUGGUGACCUCGCCCAUCCCUACAGAAGAGGCCCUGCUCUGGAGCAGUGACCCCAGAUGUGGUGGAUCAGCAGCAGAGAACACUCAGCCUCUGAGUCCAGAAGACUCUGCUUCUGGAAACCUCCCACCCUGCUUCAGCACAGCCGGGAAAAAGAAGAGGAGACGCAGGAGGAAGCACAAGGCUGAGCCACGCAAAGAGGAGCAAAGCACACCUGCAGGCGGGGAGCUGGAGCUGUGUGAGCUCAGUUCAGAUGAGGAGCACAACACGCACAAUGGACGGGGAUCUACACUCUCCGUGAUGAAGGACAAUAUGGACCACAGGCAACAUUCCCCCCUUACUGCCCUCGAGUGGGACAGCUACCCUUUCUCUGAUGGAGACUGGUCCCCCUGCACUGCCAGGGAGAUGUCGGAGCCCACGUCGCCCAAGAGUGACUCUGAACUGAUGGUGAAGCCGGGAGAGAGCAUGCUCAGGGCCGAGUCCCACAUUCAGUGGACCUGGGGAGAGUUUCCAGAAUCCACCAGGGUCAACAAAAAGGACAAAUCAGAGCCAAAGACGCUGACCAUCACUCCCUCUGAGAACACACAUUUCAGGGUUAUCUUGAGCACAGAAGCCAUGGAGGAGAGGGACGAAGAGAGAGCCACUGAUCCCAUUUGCAGUAUUGUAAAGCCAGAGCCUCGGACCAUCAAAGCUGAUGAGCGCAGCUGCAAACCACAGCCCCCUGAAGCUUCAUCGUGCAAUACAAACAUUACCAAGCACAAGCAGGAUAUUUCAGAUUUAAUGUCAAGCAGUUUUACCUCUGAGGCCAUUUCCACGAACUCUGACCUCAGCCUAAAAAACACACGCAAGACCAGGUGGACGUCUUCGCCACCCAGCCGCAGGAGCAGCGGCUCUGCUGCCAGUGGAGGCAGUAACAUGGCUGGAGACUCGGCAGCAGCUUGUCCUGAAUCAGGCGCCUCCUCUAAAGCCACCGACUCCCCUGCCAAGAGGAGAGGUGUGAGGAAGAGGAGCCAACAUCAGGGGCCUGAAGAUAUUUACCUGGAUGACCUGAAUGCACUUGAACCUGACGUUGUUGCCCGGUACUUCCCAAAAAGUGAGUCUGAGCAGGUUCCUAAACACUGGGUUGAGAUGGGGAGGCGCUCUGGAUCCCAGUCCCCCCAGUCUGUAGGCAGUGCAGCAGCAGACAGCGGCACCGAGUGUCUGUCUGACUCUGCUGGUGACCUGCCUGACGUCACCCUGUCGCUGUGUGGAGGCGUUGCUGAGAACUCAGAGAUCCCUAAAGAAAAGUUCAUGGAGCACAUCAUCACCUACAAUGAAUUUGCAGAGAAUCCAGCAAUCAUUGACAAUCCCAAUUUGGUGGUGAAAAUUGCAAACAGGUAUUAUAACUGGACACUGGCCGCACCGUUGAUACUAAGUAUGCAGGCUUUUCAGAAGAACUUGCCAAAGGCUACAGAGGAGGCCUGGGUAAAGGAGAAAAUGCCAAAAAAGUCUGGACGCUGGUGGUUCUGGAGAAAGAGCAGCGUUAAGCAGUUAUCAUCAGAGACCAAGUUGGAGAGACAGGAAUCCAGAGAGAGCCCUGCCCUUCACCAGGCCCCAGAAACACAGCAAAAAACAGCAGAGUGGUCGAGCGACGAUGAGACUAAAGAGCUGAACGCUGUGGCACCUGCUCUGCCGCCUACUGAGCACGUGCAGACACAGGGCCCAGCACCAGCGCCCUGUCACUCCUACAAGAAGUCCCUCCGUCUGUCAUCUGAGCAGAUAGCCAGCCUGAAGCUGAGGGAGGGGCCUAAUGAUGUCACUUUCAGCAUAACCACUCAGUAUCAGGGGACAUGUCGCUGCGAGGGCACCAUCUACCUGUGGAACUGGGACGACAAGGUCAUAAUCUCUGACAUCGAUGGCACCAUCACCAAAUCAGAUGUGUUUGGUCAGAUUCUGCCUCAGCUCGGAAAAGACUGGACUCAUCAAGGCAUCGCCAAGCUUUACCACUCAGUGCAUGAGAAUGGUUACAAGUUCCUGUACUGUUCGGCCCGAGCAAUCGGCAUGGCUGACAUGACCCGAGGAUAUCUGCACUGGGUGAACGACAGAGGGACUCUCCUCCCUCAAGGACCCCUCAUGCUCUCUCCCAGCAGCCUCUUCUCUGCCUUCCACAGAGAGAUCAUCGAAAAAAAGCCAGAGAAGUUCAAGAUCGAAUGCCUCACAGACAUCAAGAACUUGUUUUUCCCAAACACACAUCCCUUCUAUGCAGCCUUUGGGAACAGAGAAAACGACGUGUUUGCCUACAAGCAAGUGGGCGUGCCCGUGUGUCGAAUAUUCACAGUGAACCCCAAAGGGGAGUUGAUCCUGGAGCAGGCCAAAGGCAAUAAAACAUCAUACAGCCGGCUCAGUGAGCUGGUGGAGCACGUUUUCCCUUUACGAAGUUCACAACACAACGCCACCUUCAGCUGCCCAGAGUUCAGCUCCUUCUGUUACUGGAGGCAGCCGAUCGCUGAGGUGUGUUUUGAGGAGCUGCUGUAACUUAAACUGAUGUGAAUGUUUCAGUGAAAUACUUGAAAUCAGGUUAACUGAACAGUUACGUCUGUACGCACUGGCUUAUAUUAUUGAUAGUUUUGUAAUUGUCAGUUUUUAGGCUACUGGAAUAGUUCGAUAUUGUCUUAGACACAUUCCACUUUAGGGGAAAAAGUUUGGGAUAUUUAUGUAUUCCUUAUCUUUUAAUGCACAUCAUCUUCUCACUCUGAGCUUACUCCCUUCAUGGUCUUGUGCUCUUGUGCUUGAGCUACAGUCAGGAGGUGUAUUUGAAGACUCUGUCAGCUUCUGGCACGCACCACAGCCAAAGUAUGACUUAUCAGUUAUUGUUCUUACCAUUUGCAUAGUUUUCCUGUUACAAAGCUUUAUGAGAAUAUAUUCCCUCAGCACUUACUCAGGCGGCGGAGGUGCUUUAACUGGCCACUGUUCGCUGUGAAACAAAAAUACUGACUGUACUGCUCUCGCUCUCUGACUCGUGAGCUGUCAUAAAAGUACAAGGUAAUAUAUAUAGCAGUUGUUUUCUUCCAUUUAAGGCCUUAUUCACUCUUUAAUAGUCUUCGUAGCUUAGUGAUUUUGCACUGUUGUGCUAUAAAGAAAAGAAUGUGAAAUAUUUGGCUCAUAGGUAAUAAUUGCAUCACUGCAAUUAUAAAAAAAAAAAGUCCUUUCUGUACUUUAGACACUGCUGCUGUUUGGUAUUAAGUAUUUUUCCAGAUGAAGAUUUAGUUAGUUAGACUGAUAGCAGACAACUAUUUUUGAUGAACUGAUCUUUGCGGGAUGUUUUUGUCAGACUUUGCCAUUGUACAGUAUAUUAAUGUUAUGCCUCGUUUUUUGUUAUGAUCAUUUUCACACCCAGCAGCUGCUGUAAGUAAAGAAAAUUGUGAAUUCUUUCUAUGAAAGUGAUUAACUUUUGUUAUUUCCUGGUUUUGUGGAGUCAUAUUUCACUUUUCAGUGAAGAUACUUUGCUGCUGCUUCAUGAGUUUUCAGUAGAUUGUUGUGAUUACCUCCUGAUAAUCCAGGUUACAUGAUGAUGUAACAAUAUAAGCACAAAGUAUGUUUUGGACGACUGUUUUAUGAAUGCAUUCAACUGUUUGAUCUGCUUUCUAUUUGUUAGAUAGUGUGAGGUGAGAAAACGUGAAUUAUUUAAAGUCAUUUUAUAGUUUAAGUAUAAACUCUGUACAUAUUAUAUUUACUGUGUUAUUGUAUUAAUGAACUGUUAAAUCAAAUGUUGGA